Brassica oleracea var. oleracea is the source of this 896-nucleotide messenger RNA. RefSeq lists its product as uncharacterized. NCBI's taxonomy places the organism in Eukaryota, Viridiplantae, Streptophyta, Magnoliopsida, Brassicales, Brassicaceae. Bases 372 to 833 code for a protein of 153 amino acids. The transcript has 2 exons. The record is from RefSeq and is a predicted model, not a curated record.
UUCAGAUUUCGUCUUCUUGUUAAGUUUGUGUUUGAUAAGCUUUUAUUGGUUUUCUUGGGAGAAUGUGAUGUUUGUAGAUUUAAGUGCUUUGUUUAUGUGGUGGGAUUGGUUUGCAUAAUUUUUUUUAUCUUUUCUGAUUCUUUGAUUAUGCAGAGAACUGUACCAUCUUCUUCUUCAGCAUCAGUUUCCUCUACAAUGGCCAAAUAGAGGAGUUUCAACACAAAAAUAUUUGUUCACUGGUCUCAGAAGACCAGCAAGAGGUAAAAUUUGCAAGCUUUGUUUCUUCUUGACCUUAUCAUGUGCUCUUCUUGGUGAAAGUUCUUCUUUGUUAUGUUUGCUUUUUCUUUGGGCCAACUGGCAAUGGAAAAACAAUGCUUGUCAAGGCAGCUGCUUCCAUGUCACAGUCAACAUUCUUCAACGUCUCAGCGUCUUCAUUGACAUCAAAAUGGGUGGGUGAUACCAUUGCCCUCAGGCCUCAGUGCAGGUCCCUAGGCCACUAUCACGUUUGGAUUUGGAGAAAGCUCUCGCUACGUCAAAGAAGACACAAAGUUGCAGCAAGCAAGUACUCUGGACUGAGAGGGUCAAGGGAACCAGAUGAGGUCCAAGCAGUGAUAAUUGGAGUUAUGAAGCUACUAGUCUCUCAGUUCAUUAUCCUUCAAUCAGAUUCAAUCAGGUUCUCAGGGUUCAUGGCUCGUGAUGAGGUUCUGGAUCAUUUUUAUAAACGUUCUGGUUUCAAAUGGGAAAGUUUUAGAGCUUGCAACAGUUUCACUAUGCUCUGUAAUUGUUUCUUUAUAGAAAAUUUUAAUGGCUUGAGGCUGCUUAAGAGUCUUUGAUCUUGUUACUGAAAAAUACACGCAGAGGUAAAACCUCAGCAAUACAGAGUUUCUUCAGUCAAA